Messenger RNA from Cynoglossus semilaevis (tongue sole), 4597 nucleotides. RefSeq names its product small integral membrane protein 11 (gene smim11). The coding region runs from base 16 to 216 and encodes 66 amino acids. NCBI's taxonomy places the organism in Eukaryota, Metazoa, Chordata, Actinopteri, Pleuronectiformes, Cynoglossidae. The record is from RefSeq and is a predicted model, not a curated record. The transcript has 3 exons.
GUGUCGGAAGCUACAAUGAUAAAUUUUAAGGCUUUAGACCAAGUUCCUCUUCUCUUCUACAUCCUGGCACUGAAGACAUUAGUGCUCUGUCUUGGGUUCGCUGGGGUGAAGAUCUACCAAAGAAGGAAGGUAGAGAAUGAUCUGAAGAUGGAGCAGGCUGAAAAGAAGAAACUGGCCCAGCAGACACUGAUUGACUCCUUGAAAAAAGAAGAGUAGAGAGAACGCAGAAAGCAUGGACUGAUCAGAUAAUCCUGCUGAGUUAGUAGACGAUGCUGAAGAAGGACAUUUCUGUGCUCCAGGAAGUGUUGAUGUUUUUACUGCCCUCUGGACAUGAACUACGGCUAAAGGAAGAGCAGCUUCAUUUAUUUUACCAUUAUUUAUCAAUAACUCAGCCAGAGGUGUGGCUGUGCUGUAACUAUUGUGCCUAAUACUGUACAUUAAAGAUUACACUGUUUACAAAACAAUCCUAGACCUCCUGUACAUUCAGUCUAACUGACAGAGAGCCUAACCCUACCUGGCACUGUAGAGGGCAGUGGUGUCCUAGUGGUUAAGGAACCUUCCGGUGGGUCUGGGAGGCUUCAGGUUCGAGUCCACCAGCUGCCAAGUUGCCACUGAGGUGCUCUGAACAUGGCACCGUCCCCAGCAGAGGUCACGUUUGAUGGUGUGCUGUGUAACAAUGACAAAUAAUUCACUCCACUAACUAACUAACUUAACUCUUCUGUUCUGCCCUUUAGCCAGUUUGGUUUAGGCAACUACAGUGGCAACCUCACAUAUUUACCUGUGCCAUGAAAAAAAACAGCAGCGCUCAAGUCUUCUCAGGGUCGGUGUUUCAGACAUUACAGUGACAUUAUGCCAGGAGGCCCAGCUAACUUUUCAGCAGACAACACAGGUCAUUUGGUUCCCUAAAAAACAUCUUAGAAAAUGUAACAUUUAUCCUUUACAAAGUGUUAAAAACAAAACAAAGGUGAAAGUAGCCAGGGGAAGCUAUUGAAUUGUUUAUUUUGAAAAGGGUUUUGCUAUUUGACCUUGUUAAACACAAUGACCUUAAUUACAGAUUUAUUUUUAACUUUUGAAAAAUAAGAAUGCUAUUCUAUGCAUGCACUUUCUCAUUAAGUUGCUAAGAUUUUUUUUUCUACCACAGGAAAUAAACUAAAAAAUAAAUAAAUAAAAUAACAAAAAAUAUCUUCAAUGUCCAGAUUAAGAUGUUUUAAAAAACGGAGGAAGCCACAGCAUGAAACGAUGUACACAGUCUGCAGUUGCAUAGAACAGUACAUGGAGUCCCUUAUCUUUAAAACAGCAUGCUGAUUAUAUUGCACAUUACUGGAACUUUGUAUAGUACAGUAGACACUGCUGUUGAUCCAAGUGUCUACUUUGUGACCCCACUCCAGGAAAUAUACACAACAGAUAACAACUCUUAAAUACAGUAUGUACAGUUAUCAUUUUACAAAAAUAAUUACCAGAAAAAGUUAAUUCCUCUAGUACUCAUCCAUUGAAAUAAAAGUUAUUUUACUCAUUUUGUUUUAUCCCACAUUUUAAUCAAGAAAAUCAUAAUUGGUUUUUGUGGUUAUAUUGAUUGAUUUAGUGUAGAAAAACAAUCUAACUGAAAGAUUUAAUUUGUUUUAAAAUGGGAAAUGUAACAGGUUAGAGUGGGAAGUCUGGGAGAGUGUGUAGGGACCGCUCCUGCAGUUCUCUACGUAGGGAUUUGGCAAAGUUUAACACUGGCACAUCCCAAGGCGGCAUUAGUGGGAGCCAUGUUUAACAUUUUUGUGUUAUUAUGUGAGACCUAUGCCUGUAAACAGAAGCAUUUUGCAUUUUUAAGUUAACAAGGCUUUAGGUCAGGGGCACUCAACAGGUGGACCUGGGUCCCGAUACAGACCCAAAAGUUCACAAUAAUAAGUUACGGAAGGACCAGCUGUGUAACUGAAGCAGGUUUGUUAAUUAACAUCAUCAAUUAUUCCACAAGUUAUGACCCAAGGACAUCCCACACAUUGAUCACUUUCUACUGAAAUUGUGAUUUUGGCUCCUGUGAAAAAAGCUAUGUAUAUAUAGAUCGAUAUAUAUAUAGGAUUUAUAUAUGGAUGUUCGCCACCGCCAUCCUCCCCAGGAGAAAACUGAGAGAGCAAAAUAUUGAGAGUCCCUUCCCCAGGUGAAAUGUUUUGUUGGGAUUCCCCAAAGUUCCAUCUACACUCUGUGUACAGUGUGAUAUACAUUGUGGGAUUUGCCCUUUUUUUUUAAACUUUUGCUUUUGAAGUGGUACGAUUAUCGAUGCUUUGCCAGCAGUAGGAGCUUACAUUGAUCUGCUGAGAUUCUUGAUUCAGCUUGGUCCUUAUUGUUUAAAUUUAAAAAGAAACUCAUUCUUUAACCGCCUGGUUUACAUGAUACCUAAAAUAGUUUGUCUGUCGGAUAUGUUUUACUUUCCCUGUUGUACUGAUUUAUUUUUCAAAAGAUUCCAGAUUUAGUCUGAUGUUUGAUUAAAUUGAGCUGCUUAUUAAAGUGACAAAGUAUUUUGGAGCGAUGAUCACCUGUUGUGUUGCUCCCAGACUUUUGUUAGGCAUGUAAGUGUCGUUUUAUCUACAAUAAUAUUAUCUACUGCUACAAAAAGUAAAAAUAAUAAAGGGAAAUAUUUAAAUGUAAAUAAUGUUCAGUAAAUGUUUAUAAUGCACCACAGCUGUGAAAGUGACUAACACUUUCUCUGAAAAAAAAAACCCCAAAACAAACAUCUGUUGGUGUCUUUGCUUAACAGCAACAAAACAAAUGUGAAGGAAACAUUACUCUAAACACUUGUACAUUUGAUCGUUAAAACACCAUACACAUAAAAUACCUCAACAUGUUAAAACUCUAUGUUUUUUUAUCUAACUUUCAAUGGGGUUUUUUUUCAUCGUUUUUAAAAAUGAACGUCAUGUUUUUUGUAGAUUGUGUAUGGAGUGACCCCAGUUAUCUGAAAGCAACACAGAUAAAUUAAAUAUCCCCAUAUUUAGUAUCAUUAUUUCAUAUUAACAUUAAGCCUGGCUCUCUGUUUCCACAUGAAGAAAUCAUUUCAGUGAUUUGGCCUUUGUUUCAGUCAUGCAUUCUACUCACACAUUUCUGAAUGAUUGCUCAAGCAUUGACUAGUGUUGGCUCCUGAGGCAGAGCAGUAAUGGAGAAAAUGGAAGUUUUACUAGAUGACUGCUAACUACGGUUGAAAAUGUGAGUUUUCGAGGUUUGUCCCACCAUCAUUGGCCACAUUAAUGUUUCAUUUAAUUUGAUAGUGUACUGCUGUCACAGUAAAGUACAAACUGGUCUAGGUCUCGGCUUAAUUGUGUGAUUUUUUUUAAAAUUUGUUUCACCCGUUUGAGUUGUGCCGCAGCAGUUGUCAAGCGCAACUCGACUCAUGUUAUGGGUUUUUUUUUCUUUUGAAGAGGUGAACUAUUUGUUGUUUUUUUAAAAUAUUUUAUAAAGCGAGGUGCAUCCAUAGGGAGUACAUGUAUCACCAUCAACCUUAAGAGAAUAGUAAAGAAAAUCCUGCAUCCGUAUCAGUAUCAGUGGAUACUUCAGGUUCAGAAAUCAAACUCAGAAUCAUGGUAUUGAGCCAUCACUUAUACUUAUAAACCUUUGCACAUAAAAUGCUCUGCAGUCAAAGCAGCAUGCCACCUACACAGAAGGAAAAUAACCAAUUCCACCAUGUCUAGUUUUCAUCUUAAACUGCAAAUCCAAUCACGUUGCUCACGAUCAUUUAUAUAUUUUCUUCUUGCAUUGUCUUGUCUCACAUUUCACCUCCAUCUUUAAACUGUUUAACUUAAACAGAUCAAUCUUUUUUUAUAUAUAUAUUUGUACUAUAUACACUGACAAAUGUAUUAAAACAUGUAAUGGUUCUUGGUGAAGAUCUAUAACUUCUGACUAAGUGGUAGAACACUCCAGCUGUAACGUCUGUGGGCCUACUCUCUGACUGGACAGAUAGAUGACCGAUAGAUAGAUAGAUAGAUAGAUAGAUAGGUCUGAAGGCGACAGUUCUGAAUGUGGAGUUCACCUGAACCAUAAAUGCCAUUCAUACCUUGGCAAAAGCCAAACUGACAUCCUGAAACAGGAUUAACUCUGAACUUGCACUCUUUGAGUGUCUUCCCAAAGUGAAACAAUCAAACUUUUGUGAUUGUUGCAGACAAAAAGUAUGAAUCUGAGGGUUGUUUCCUAAAAUGAUUUGUUACAAUAAAGUGUCAACUUAAAGUGCAGAAAACUUAUACAUCUUUUAUCAUAGUUUUAAUGCUUCUUCUUGUGAGUAGUUUUAAUGAAUAAAGUGCAUAUGAAGGAUGAGCUGACUAAGCUAGUCCUAUUUACAUUUCAUUUUGCAUUUUCAAACUAUAAACUAGUCUCUCUCUCUCUCUUUUUCUCUCUCACACACAUAUACACAUGCUUCCUUUCAAAAAGUUAUGAACUCACAUGCGGCAUAGUGAGGACUUGCAAUCUAAGUUAUUAAAAAAAUUAAACAAAACCUUGCAAUAGUUUGGGAUGCUACAGUCUCUGUGACAGUUAUUUGUCGUUACACUUGCAUUUGGUUUUCUGAUCAGGUGUGUUAAGGAGAGGCUAAAUGCUUGAAGCAAAGAUUUCCCUCGGUGUUCAAUGA